Molecule: messenger RNA, 231 nt
Organism: Marasmius oreades (fairy-ring Marasmius)
Lineage: Eukaryota; Fungi; Basidiomycota; Agaricomycetes; Agaricales; Marasmiaceae
Exons: 3
Coding region: 1-231 (76 amino acids)
Source: RefSeq, a predicted model, not a curated record
AUGCUAAGAGCUUCGCAGAACAGGACAGGCUCAAGUCGAACGCCAUCUAAUAACCUGCAAGUGAAUUCUUCCCGAUUGCAGUGGACGUCGGGCUGGUCGACAAACGGCAAUUCAUUCGGGUAUGUGAGGCAGGUUCACGACGGUAUUCCUCUCGCGAACGCUGUUGCCAAUGUUGCUUUCAAGGGUGACAACGUAGUCACUUUUGGUAACUCGUUUGUUGACAUCGCCUGA